CUGGGCUGCAGGAACCGAACUGUAGGACCUGGGCUGCAGGAAGGGUUUUAUUUUCCUCUCUGUGAUACAGAAACGAUCAGUGAUGUCCAAACUUCUCUGCCUUCUGCUUCUUCUGUGCUCGCCUCCAGCUGUAGUCUCUCUCUUCUGUUACACCUGUGUGUUUCCGGCCAUCUCUCCUCUGGACUGCAUCAGAUUCCCGCUGAAGUGUCCGCCCGGGCAGCUCUGCCUGUCCAGCAGAGCCGUGGGACAGAAAGGUGACUUCCGUGUGGUGCUGUAUGAGAAGAGCUGCGUCCUGGCUGCCCUGUGUGGAGUCACAGGGGAAAAAUAUACCUUGGGUCUGAACUUCACCUUCACCAACGAAUGCUGCAACACGCAUCUGUGCAACACAGCUGCAAUUCCUCCUCACCCCCCCCUCUGGACUGCCCUGUUACUCCCUCUGCUCACAGCUUGGUGAACAGCAUGAAUGGAUGAGUUUAUUGUGAAGGUGCAUUGAAACAGUCUAAUCAAAUCAGGAGUGGCGCUCCUAUAAGGUUCAAUGAGAAAAACAACUACAUCACACACACUACUAUCUACAAAACUAAUUAUAAAUGAGUACCAGACAUACAACGAAUGAUCAGAAACCAAGUCAAAUAUGAUCAUAUAUCACAUAUACACAUGUGUACGCCUGGGCAUGCUCCUGAUGAGACGGAGGAUGGUCUCCUGAGGGAUCUCCUCUCAGACCUGGACUAAAGCAUCCACCAACUCCUGGACAGUGUGUGGUGCAAU
This is a messenger RNA of Girardinichthys multiradiatus, 765 nucleotides long. RefSeq names its product protein Bouncer-like. Bases 83 to 454 code for a protein of 123 amino acids. The record is from RefSeq and is a predicted model, not a curated record. The transcript is spliced from 3 exons. Lineage: Eukaryota; Metazoa; Chordata; Actinopteri; Cyprinodontiformes; Goodeidae.